UGUCGUUGCGGUUAGCUUUCUGACGCUGUUGCGGCUUCGCACAGCAGAAACAUGGACGUCACAUGUGACAGAAUAACCUAAACAUGAUCCUUCAGGUUCACCGCGGGAAAAAGCAGCACCAACAACGAGGUGAAGGUGGACAGACGGCAUGACAGAGGAGAAAUGUCCCCAGCUGGUGGACUACUUUGUAGUGGCAGGUCUCAACCCUGUGGGACCCUGGAGGCCCCUGGACGAGGAAGGCAGGAGCUCCUCCUCGUCCUCACUGGGACGGGCGGUGGAACCGGUGACGGACGUGACAGUGAUCGCCCGCGGCUUCGGGGAGGACGUGCCAGAAGGUUUCACCUGUAUCGAAAAGACGCUGGGCAGCCACUCGGCUGAGCUGAGCGCCGGGCUCAUCAACAACCCACACCUGUACUUGUGCUACCGGCGAGGGCGAGACAAACCGCCCAUCCUGGACCUGGGGGUUCUGUAUGAAGGGAAGGAGCAACUUAAACCGAGCUGGUACAUCAUCGAGACGACUCCUUACAGCCGCUCGGCCAGCCUGAGCGCAGGCGGCGGCCCAUCAGCCCACCGCGUGUUCCUGAUUUACCGCCGGGCACUGGAGUCACAGGCCCUCCACCUGCUGGGCAUCACCGACAUCGCCCUGCUGCUGCCCUCAAAAGGAGAGGUCGCGCCUCACACCUUCUGCCGCGUGGACAAGAACCUCAACACUGGCAUGUGGGGUCCAGCUAUGUACCUGUGCUAUAAGAGAGCUGUGGCCAAAGCCAAUGCUCUGGUAUACGAGGCCGGCCUGAUUAGCCGUUACCCCGAGGACGACCUGGAGGCGUUUCCUCUUCCGGAGUCUGUGCCGAUCUUCUGCCUCCCGAUGGGCGUGACCUUGGAGAGCUGGCCUCUCAACACAAAAUACCAGUUGCCCAUCUUCUCCACCUUUGUCCUCACGUCUGCCUCCGGCGACAAGGUUUAUGGAGCAGCCAUUCAGUUCUACGAGUCCUUCUCCAGGGAGCUGCUCUCAGAGCGACAGAGCAUUCGGCUCGGCCUCCUCAGUGUGGUCGACCGUCGGCCAAUCACCAACCGCAGCCUGCAGGUGAAGAAGAGCAUCUGCGUCCUGUCGCACUGGCCCUUCUUCACCGUCUUCCAGAAGUUUCUGACCUUUGUUUACCGAUACUCCAUCUCUGGACCGCACGUCCUGCCACUGGAGAAACACAUCUCCAGCUUCAUGCACAACGUUCCCUUCCCGUCCCCUCAGAGGCCUCGUAUUCUCGUUCAGCUUUCGCCGUACGACAACCUGCUGCUCUGCCAACCCGUCUCCACGCCUCUGCCGCUCAGUGGGGCGAGCUUCCUGAAGCUGCUACAGAACCUGGGUCCAGAGAACGCCUGCAUCCUGUUGCUUGCCGUCCUCACCGAACACAAACUCCUGCUCCACUCGCUGCGACCCGACGUCUUGACCUCCGUCAGCGAGGCCCUCGUCUCCAUGAUGUUUCCUCUUCGCUGGCACUGUCCAUACAUCCCGUUGUGCCCACUGCAGAUGGCGGAUGUGCUGCUGGCACCGAUGCCCUUCAUCGUUGGCGUCCACUCCAGCUACUUCGACCUCUACGACCCCCCGGCUGACGUGGUCUGUGUUGACUUGGACACCAACACCAUCUUUCAGUCGGAGGACAAGAAAGCGUUGUCAUGGCGAUCGUUGCCCAGGAAGCAUGGGAAGCUCCUGUUCAACACCCUCACCACUCUGAACAAGACUCUGGAAAAGAUUUGUACUCCCGGCCAUGAGGAGGCAACACUGGAGUUUCUGCUGACAGACUACGAUCAGAUUUACAGACGACAGAAGCAGCUGGAGCUGGAGAUCCAGGAGGCGUUCCUCCGCUUCAUGAGUUGUCUGCUGCGAGGCUACAGAGCCUUCCUGCUGCCAAUCACCCAGGCGCCAUCCGACACUGCUACCGACUGCAGCUCACUGUUCCACCUGCAGGGCUUCCUGAAGUCUCGUGACCGUACACAACAGAAGUUCUACAAUCAGCUGACCAGGACUCAGAUGUUCACACAGUUCAUUGAGGAAUGCUCUUUUGUCAGCGAUGGCCACGCCUGCCUCGAGUUCUUUGAUGAGUGCGUACAGAAGGUAGAUGUAGAGAAGCCCGAGGAGGUGAGGCUGGUUGAUCUGGAAGAGAGUCACUGUGGAGAACACACUGUCUUCAUCAUGCCCCCUGAAGAACCUCAGGAAGAUGACGGGUCCGAGUGCCCCGCCCAGUACAGCUACGAAACCUUCCCUGUCCUCAGAAUGGAGCUCUUUGACCAACCCCAGGACAAGCUGCCUGUCCCAGCCAAAGGCAGCGCCCCCAGCAGCCCCGCCCCCAGACGCACCAAACAGGAAAUUAAGCUGGCCCAAAAGCGAGCUCAGAAGUAUUCUGCAGUGCCAGAGAUGUGGUCGAAGUGUCUGCUGGGUCACUGCUACGGUUUGUGGUUCAUCUAUCUGCCGACCUUCGUACGGGCGGAGAUCGCCAAGGUCCGCACCCUUCACACAGCAUACGAUGUCCUCAAACACAUGGAAAACCGCAAGGUUGUGCUGCCUGAUGAGGUGUGUUACCGGAUCCUGAUGCAGAUGUGCAGUCAGUACGGUCAACCGGUCCUCGCUGUGCGAGUAAUGCUGGAGAUGAAGAAGGCAGGAAUCACACCAAAUACCAUCACCUACGGAUACUACAACAAGGCUGUUCUGGAGACGAAGUGGCCGUCCACCAAUCAGGGCGGGUGUGUGCGAUGGACCAAGCUGCGGAACGUCCUAUUGGCUGUGGCCCAGUUCAGACAGCCAAUCAAACGACGCCAGAAGAGUGGCUCUGUGGGGUCACGGGGAGAGAUCACCCAUGACCACGAUCAGAUGCCCCGCCCCUGCUCAACGCUGAUUCGCCAGUCCAGCUGGAGCGGUUUGAGUGAAAGCUCGAGCCACGAUUCUCUGACGGGCCUGCUGGUGAAGAGCAACAGUCUGAACAGCAUGAAGGCUUCUUCAGACAAGGUUAAUCUCUCUAAGAGGACCUUCUAUCGUAACGCGGAGCCUAACGGCUGUGCAGACGCCGUCUCCCGUAAACCCCCGCUUGGACGUAGAGACAUUGCCACCCUGCCUUCAGCACCCCCUAGUGGUGUUGUGGUUCAGCGCAGUCAGAUCUGCCUCUCCACUUUCUACAAAGACUGUGCAGAGACUCCAGAGUGUGAUCUGGAUUGUAGCUGCCAGUCUGCAGACAGAGACGACAGAACUACGGUAUGGAGUGACUCAUCCAGCCACAGCACCAAAGUGGACGAGAACUACAAUAACAUCUCUUCACUGAGUCGUGGCGGCCUCGCGGGGAAACUCCAGCAGCUCCUCACACCAACCCGGCACAGGACAUUAGCAAGACGAGCCGCCAGUGUGGGCGACCGGCGCCCAGGAGGAGAAGGAGGAGCCAGCAGUGGACGAAGAGUGUCGGAGCACAGACAGUCCCGGAAAGCCCAGGUCGCUGAAACGCUGCUGAAAGCCAAGGACAGACUUGUCAACGCCAACUCGGAGAGUUCUUUGUCUGUGGGAAGCGACAUCGAUCUGAUGGACACGCCCAGCCCAGCCUAUCCUCUGCGCAGGUCCUGGGAUGCCAACCAGGAGGGGGUGGGACUUGAGGUUCUGAUGUCCAGCUGCUCUUUGUGCCGUGGCUGUAACUCUUUGAUUUAUGAUGAGGAGAUCAUGGCCGGAUGGACGUCUGACGACUCCAACCUGAACUCCUCAUGCCCGUUUUGCUCCGCCUCCUUUGUGCCCUUUCUUAACGCUGAGGUCUGUGACCUCGGACCUGUUUGCAGUGUGGAACGCAGCACCUGGAAUACAGAGGAGGAGAAGGAGAACUUAGCGAGGCCAAGUGGCCAGGAGACGCAGUGUAACGGAUUGAGUGAAAAUUCCACCUCUGGAACCAGCAGCCACUCGGAAAACACCAGAAUCACCUCGGGUUUGUCAGGGGGCGGGGCUCCUCAGGUGACUGUGGCCUACCUGAGCCCUCUGGUUUUGCGGAAAGAGUUGGAGAGUCUGCUGGAGAAUGAGGGCGAGUCGGUCCUGGCCCAGCCUCAGUUCCUUGACAACCACUCCAUCAUCUUCUGGAACCUGGUCUGGUACUUCCAGCGUCUGGGUCUGCCCAGUAACCUGCUGCAGCUGGUCCGAGCCUCGCCGCUGGUCAGCCAAUUCACACAUUCAGAAAGUUCAGCAGUCAGAGUGCGACUCCUGUGGGACACGCUGUCCCCCGACACGGACCACUGGCCCCCCCUCUACGUCCUGUGGAGGAUCCACAGUGGCGUUCCGAUGCGAAGUUAUGGCUGGCGGCGACACAACCACCCAUUCAGCUUGUCCUUCCUGGAAGAGGUGCUGCGAUGCGUGGGCAUGAACGAGGUGCAUAAGGCCAUCAACCUGUUCUUGGACACACUCAUCAAACAUCCGGGCUCACCGCGGGUACAGAGGAGUUUGUACCGAGAGUUCCUUUUCCUCACACUGGCGGUUAUGGGCAAAGACCACGUCGCUGCUUUCGAUAAGAAGUACAAGACAGCAUACUCUCGGCUCAGCGGUACUUUGGGUCACGAGGCACUCAGAACGAAGCGAGUGCAGCCUCCCAGCGCCAAAGCUGUGGACUGCAGACGCAGCUUCCACCCGCUUCUCGAGUGCUGAUGAGUCCAGCAACAGGAAGUGUAACAUCCUGACUCUUUUCCUUCUGCCUUCACCUGCUUUUAUUCUUCACCUCUGUGCUGCCUCCUAGUGGCUGUUGGAGUAUUUUGUGCUCCUUCGUGUUCACCGUGUCGGUGUGAAUCCUCCACCUUUUCCUGCUAUUCAUUUCAAAGAUUUGAUGUUUGAAGCACCAGCAUCACCAGACGAAGCCGAGCAGGACGCAGUGACCUUACCAAACUCCAAAACAAA
This is a messenger RNA of Thalassophryne amazonica, 4903 nucleotides long. RefSeq names its product DENN domain-containing protein 4B-like. Bases 149 to 4657 code for a protein of 1502 amino acids. Gene Ontology annotation, biological process: regulation of Rab protein signal transduction. NCBI's taxonomy places the organism in Eukaryota, Metazoa, Chordata, Actinopteri, Batrachoidiformes, Batrachoididae. The transcript has 29 exons. Gene Ontology annotation, molecular function: protein binding. Gene Ontology annotation, cellular component: cytoplasmic vesicle. The record is from RefSeq and is a predicted model, not a curated record.